AUGGCCAUACUUAAACUCGCCGUCCUCAUCGCCCUGGCCGCGGCCCUCGCCAAUGCCCAAUCCGCCAACCCAGGCAUCGGCUCGAACCCCACGGCCGACGGUGCGACCGACGACGUUACCUCCAACACUGGACCUAAUGGCUCUGAAGACUGGCUCAAUACCGGCAUCACCGGCGAUGGCUGGUCACCUCCUUACCUCGCACUCGAAGACAUCUACCACAUCUCGCUCGACGAAUUCUACGCUGGCAUCGGCUCCCCCUGCAAACAAUACGACCAGUACUUUCAAAGCGCGAGCUCAAAAUACGGCGUGGACGCCGUGAUCCUCGCCGUGCUAGCAAUGCAAGAAUCCUCCUGCAACGCCGACGCCGGGGGCCCAACACCAGGCCUAAUGCAGGUAUCCUGCGACAACUACCCGGACGGCCAAUGCACGGAUUCGAUCCAGGAUAAUGUUGAUGCCGGAACGAAGUACCUCACGGACCAGAUUGAUUCAUCGGGUGGUAAUGCGCUGCAGGCGUUUGGAUCGUAUAAUGGCUGGUUUGUUAAGGACAGUGGGUUGAAUGGGAACAAGGGGUUGACGGAGGAUUAUCCUUGUUCGGAUGAGGGGCAGUCGAAUGGUGUACCGCAGAAUUUGGAUUAUUUGCAUCAGGUGCUUAAUGGGUGGUUGAUGGGGUUGGAUGUUUAUGGGGAUGAUAACUGGAUUGGGACGUAUGGGUGUGAUCAGUCUUGUGGGGAUGGGAGUAAGUGUUAG
Penicillium argentinense is the source of this 747-nucleotide messenger RNA. Its product is annotated as putative extracellular soluble lytic transglycosylase. The record is from RefSeq and is a predicted model, not a curated record. The transcript has 2 exons. Bases 1 to 747 code for a protein of 248 amino acids. Lineage: Eukaryota; Fungi; Ascomycota; Eurotiomycetes; Eurotiales; Aspergillaceae.